CUUCAUUCAUAUAUAUCUCACUCAGCUUGGGAGAGUGUGUAUUGCGGCUAGCCGUUAGGGUUUCAAUAUUUUUCACUUCCUUUGAACCUUUACCGCUUUUCAUAUCAUAGCUAUGGUCUCUGCUUUGUUGAUAAAGGUGAAAUUUGGAAAUGCCCUGAGACGCAUCAAUGUUCAUGUGGAUGAAAAUUAUCAAAUUAAUAUUAACAUGGUUAGUUUAAUGGAUAAGAUUAGGUCUAUGUUCGAUUUUACUGCGGAUGAAAGUUUCAAUCUGACCUACGUUGCUGAAGAUGGCGAAGUGAAAAAUCUUGUGGAUGAUGAUGUUUUGCAUGAGGCGAUGAUACAGCCAGGAAAUUUUUUGAGAAUUUACGUGCAUGGAGAUGGAUUAUUUCCAAAUAAUUUCUCUCAAUGGAAAAAUACCGAUCAACCUUGGGGUAAAUACAUGUCACGUAUGUGUAAUUCUGCAGCUUCUGCUCGUAUUUCUGUUGUGGUUAUGGUGAAAUUUCAAAAUAAAUGGAGACGCGUCAAUGUUGAUUUGGAUGAGAAUAAUCAAAUUAUUCCUAACAUGGUUAAUUUAACGUCUAAGAUUAGGUCUAUUUUCAAAUUUACUGUGGAUAAAAAUUUCCAUCUGACCUAUUUUGAUGAAGAUGGUGAUAUGAUAAAUCUUGUGGAUGAUGAUGAUUUGCGUGACAUAAUGAGGCAGAAAUUAAAAUUCUUGAGAAUUGAUGUGCAUGAGAAUGGAUUAAAUCCAAUUCAGUUCUAUCAAUGGAUAAAUAGAAUCUAUAGAUGUUGUUGUAAAAUAGAUUGGAACGAAGAUACGUUUCUUAUUUCUACUGUUGUGACUAUGCUAAUGUUCUUCCUCUUUAUCAUGCCUAUUCUCAGUUGAGGGAGGGGAAGAUAUGGUUCCUUUGAAUUUGUAAGUUUUUUAGUUUGGAUAUUUAAUGGGAUGCUGUUGUGAUUUGUCAAAGCAAUAUGUUACUUUGUUUUAUAGUUCUGUUUUAUUUUAUGCUUUGUGUGAUAUAUGGUGCUGAUUUGAUCAAUGUUGAUUGAUCUUUAUUUGAAGUCUGUAUUGUUUAGCAAAGAUAUACUAAAAAGAAUAUAGUCUAGGGGUGGACAAGUGGUUGGACCGGUUCGGGUAUUGGCCUAAAACUCUAAACCGGCCUAACUUUCAUCUUCAUUGAUCCUACUUCUUUGUAGCAGUUUCUAGAGUUGUUGCAGUGAAUAUAUCAAGCCUACAACAGUAUAGAACAUAAAGAUAAGUUCAAUACAAUCCAUCUACUCAAGUUUCUCAAAGUCUUUUGUUUAACCACAUGCAUAACAAAAUCAAAUGGUUAAAUAUGACUCUAUUUAAAAAGAAAUUAAUACUGACCUUCGGAGAUUGCUUCUUAAAGUGCCAAAAAUUGAUUAAAUGUAAUGUUGUAAGAAACAUGUGCUGUAGUUGUUUUUGACAGAAGAGCAGCCUUACAGAAGGUGUGUACACACUCUUGUGCCAUCUCCACGAAUCCUUAGUGUCGACCCUCAAGGAAACUCUUUGAAUCUUCUCUAUUAUUUCAGCCAUUCGCAUUUCGUCUUCUCUUUCUAAGCUGCUGUCCCAAGUACAGUUCCAAAUUAAAUUCCCGUCCUCGGUUCUAAUCGCUUCCCUCACCGUAGAGUCAGCAGCGGAGUAAGAAUUAUAUCGGCCAGGAGUCGGUUGCAGUAUUGCUCUAAUAUGCAGUUGCUCUUCCAACAAAAGCUGGUAGCUGUUAUGCUGUCACAGGAGAUAUUAUUAUAAGCUCAUGUUAUAACAUGU
Vicia villosa (hairy vetch) is the source of this 1786-nucleotide messenger RNA. RefSeq lists its product as uncharacterized. The record is from RefSeq and is a predicted model, not a curated record. The transcript is spliced from 3 exons. Lineage: Eukaryota; Viridiplantae; Streptophyta; Magnoliopsida; Fabales; Fabaceae. Bases 113 to 883 code for a protein of 256 amino acids. Gene Ontology annotation, molecular function: protein binding.